ACAAAGCAAAUCAGCUGUUUAAUAAAACAAACACUGCAGUAAAGUAAAGAAACCCAGUAACUGCGAAAUAAUGAAAUAAUAUUAAUUAAAAAUGUCACACUCUCGACUUGGUUUAGCGGAUGGGUGGGGACAAAUACAAAAUUUAAGAUUUAAUCAAGAAAAAUCUUCGUUUGUUUCAUGUUUUCAGGAUGGGUUCAGAGUGUAUAAUAUAGAUCCUAUUAGAGAGCAAGCACACUAUGGGGAAAAACAGGUUGGCAGUGUCUCAGUAGCAGAACUGUUGUACCGUAGCAACCUCAUUGCUGUUGUAGCAGGAGGCAGAAAUCCAAAGUAUGCUGAUAAUUCUAUUAUGCUCUUUGAUGACAGAUCAGGAAAAGCCGUUCUUGAAGUCACCCUUCCUUCUCCUGUGCUUGCAGUCAGGAUGAGGUUGGAUAAGGUAGUUGCUGUGUGUAGAACUAGUAUUCAUGUUUUCUCCUUCCCUUCAAACCCUUCAAAACUAUUCUCGGUGGACACCAGGGAUAACCCUCAUGGUCUCUGCGAGGUGAGUCCAGGGAAAUUUAGCGAGAGGGAGCUACUAGUCUUUCCUGGAUAUAAGGUUGGAAGUAUUCAAUUGAUGGAUAUUCAUAAUCUUACGAAAGUCAGCAGUGCUCCAACAUGCCUUAACGCUCACAAGACCGAGCUGACCUGCGUAGGGAUAAAUCAGCAUGGAACUAUGGUGGCUACAGCCAGUACUAAGGGAACCCUGAUUCGUAUUUGGGAUACAAGCAAGCGUGUUCAGCUGGUAGAACUUAGACGAGGAGCUGACCCGGCCCGGAUAUACUGCAUCAACUUUAGUUUAACAGACGAAUGGCUCUGCUGCUCAAGUGAUAAAGGGACCGUUCAUGUUUUUGCCCUUCAGGACUACAGGUUAAAUAAAAGAUCAGCUUUGGCUACAAUGGGUGUACCUGGAGCAUACGCUGGUUCACAGUGGUCCUUGGCAUCGUUCACUGUUCCUCAGGAAUGUGCGUGUAUUUGUGCUUUCGGGAACCAUAACAGUAUCCAUGCAGUUUGUAUGGAUGGGAGUUAUCAUAAAUACAGUUUCUCACCAGAUGGUAUUUGCAACCAGGCUGGUUAUGACGUCAUCACGGAACUUUGCGAAGAUUGCGACUGGCAUGCCAUGCGCGGAAUAAAAUAGAUAUUUUACAAAAACUACAGUCAUCGUCUUAUAUAUCAGUACUUUAAAGACGAAUUUAGAUUUCUACAAAGCUUUCAAACAAAAUGGAUUGGAUACACAAACAUGGAAGCUAUGAGAAGCUGUCAAAUAACAGAUUCUUUUUGUUUACUUCUAGUUUUAAAAUUUAAGUAGAAAAGUCGUUUUCAUUGUAUUGAUCUAAAGACCGACCAAUGAAUAUAAAUUAAUUUUACACACAAAAAGAAUUUUAAUCAAUAAGUUUUUGCCUACUUCCAAAAUCACAUAGAUGCUCUGCUUGUAUAGAAAAUUUGUAACACAAAAUAUACAUAUAUUCUUUUU
This is a messenger RNA of Eurytemora carolleeae, 1507 nucleotides long. RefSeq names its product WD repeat domain phosphoinositide-interacting protein 4. Gene Ontology annotation, cellular component: extrinsic component of membrane; phagophore assembly site membrane; cytosol. The record is from RefSeq and is a predicted model, not a curated record. Gene Ontology annotation, biological process: protein localization to phagophore assembly site; protein lipidation; nucleophagy. Lineage: Eukaryota; Metazoa; Arthropoda; Copepoda; Calanoida; Temoridae. Gene Ontology annotation, molecular function: phosphatidylinositol-3,5-bisphosphate binding; phosphatidylinositol-3-phosphate binding; protein binding. The transcript has 15 exons. Bases 92 to 1171 code for a protein of 359 amino acids.